Messenger RNA from Exophiala spinifera, 1518 nucleotides. RefSeq lists its product as uncharacterized. The transcript has a single exon. The coding region runs from base 1 to 1518 and encodes 505 amino acids. The record is from RefSeq and is a predicted model, not a curated record. Lineage: Eukaryota; Fungi; Ascomycota; Eurotiomycetes; Chaetothyriales; Herpotrichiellaceae. Gene Ontology annotation, cellular component: tRNA (m1A) methyltransferase complex; nucleus. Gene Ontology annotation, biological process: tRNA methylation.
AUGGUGUCCGCCUUUCUUUCUCCCGGCCUGGUGGCCAGCGAGCACGACUUGGCCUCUCUACACCUGAGACGGGACCAGUCUCUCCCGGUGAUACUUUCCACCCAAGCCACCAAUGCCGACGACGAAGGCUACGCCGAAGGCGUCGUCACCAACACUCGGUUCGGGUCAUAUCCCCAUUCCACCAUAAUUGGGGCGCCAUGGGGCAGCCAGAUUCGAGCAAGCAUGGUCGACACUGGCUCUCGGGGCAGAAAGGCACAGAACUCCAAAAAGCGAAAGGCCGAGGCGAUGGGCCAAGCAGGAGACAACGAGAAUGGGCCCGUCACGAAGGACGCUGUCGCUGCGACUUCUGGGUUUGUCCACGUCAUGCCGCCUACGCCUGAGAAUUGGACGACCAGUCUACCUCAUCGUACGCAGGUGGUGUACACUCCGGACUACAGCUACAUCUUGCACCGGAUCAGAGCACGACCGGGGUCAAGACUGAUAGAGGCAGGCAGUGGCAGUGGCAGUUUUACACACGCAGCCGCCCGUGCUUGUUUUGAUGGCUAUCCGAAGGACGACGACAUUGAGAAGAAAGACGAUGGGGGUUCUCCUCCUCCUGUUAAGAAGGCACCCAUCCCGACAGGCAAGGUAUUUUCGUACGAGUUCCACGCAGAACGACAUCGGAAAGUCAAGGACGAAAUGGUCGCGCAUGGCUUAGACUCGAUCGUGCAAGCAACGCAUAGAGAUGUCUACCGCGACGGAUUUCUCCUAGAAGACGAAACUGGUGCCGCCGAAAAAAUCUCCCCGAGAGCUAACGCGAUCUUCUUGGAUCUUCCUGCGCCCUGGGAAGCGCUUCCGCAUCUGACUCGGGAUCCUGAGAGCGGUGCAAUCUCUGCUCUUGAUCCCCAGUCUGCCGUCCACAUCUGCACAUUCAGCCCGUGCAUAGAACAGGUCCAGCGCACGGUGUCCGCAUUACGGCGGUACGACUGGUUGGACAUUGAAAUGGUCGAGGUGGAACACAAACGCAUCGAGGUCAAACGGGAAUACACCGGCAUGCAAUACGAGGGGAUGCGAGGGGUGAAUGUCUUUGCCGGCGAUGUUGACGAAGCACUCGCGAAGCUGCGCCACGUCGAACGACGCGCUCAGGAUUUUCAUGCUGGAAGCCUAGAGGGGGACAAGCCUGCCAAGACCAAGCAGAGGCAAGACGAUAGUAACAUCAACAACAAUAACAACAACAAACUUCCCUUCGACGGGGGCAGACUAGUCCAUCGCACCGAACCAGAGUUGAAGACGCAUACGUCAUAUCUAGUCUUCGCGGUUCUGCCGCGUAGGUGGACCGAGGAAGAUGAGGCUGCGGCGAGGGCUAAAUGGUCGAAGCACGUCACGGUCAAGUCAAACGUGCCCAAGAGCCAGCGACAGCUGAAGAAGGAGGCGAAGCUGAGGGCGAAAGGGGUGAAUGGGUUGAAUGGCGCCAAGGGUGAUGCGGAGACUGGAAGUGCAGAGGCGGGUGUUGAGAAGGAUGUCGAAAUGGCCAAAUGA